CGUACCCGACCCCUUCGGGGGCGAACGAAACCAGUGCGAUCGAGCGACACACGCCGCGCGUACCUGCGACAAACGCCGUAACGCGCCACGCUACGCGAUAUCAUGAACCGAACACAACUAUACACGCAUUUAUUCAGUGAAAUAAUGUAAAUAAUAACGUUAAUUAACAUUUAGCAUAGUUUUAGUGUUGUGUUGAAACCGUGAGCAUUGUUUACCGGCCGGCGAACGCACGCCACAGCGCUCCCCGAAAAAAAAAACUCCGAUGUCGGUGGCAGUGAGGAUGCUUGCUUGUGUCAGUGUAGUGUAUUAAAAUAGGUAAAUGUAUAAACGGCGUGCUAUGAUCGUAUGAGGAAGAAAAGCACAAGGAACAUUAUGUCGGUGGGGCUGCAGCGGCGCGUGCCGGCGCUGGACGAGACCGGCGGCGGCGUGCCUGCGGCGUGGAAGAGCGGCAACAGCGAGCCGCCAUUCGCGUCGUUCGCGCCGCCUGCUGGCUCCCCGGCGGGGCCGGCGUUCGCCGCGUCCCCAGCCCCGUCGACCCCCGGGCCGGGGUUCGCGGGCCCGCCGUACGCGGCGCCGGGCCCCUUCGGCUCGCCGUCGGCCCGGCCGGGCUCCGGCGGCGGCUUCCCCCCCGGCCCGCCGCAGCAGCCACACUUCCCCGGGCCGGGGUUCGCGCCGCCGGGGUCCCCCUUCCACCCGCACCCUCCACAUCCGCCUAUGCCGCCUCACCCGCAUAUGAUGGCGCCCUUGCCGCCGCCUGUUGACAGGCGGCACGCUCCAUACUUUGGUCAGCCAGAUUACAGAGUAUAUGAACUCAACAAACGGUUACAGCAGAGGACAGAGGACUCAGAUAACCUGUGGUGGGACGCGUUCGCGACAGAGUUCUUCGAGGACGACGCGACGUUGACCCUCACAUUCUGUUUAGAAGAUGGACCUAAGAGAUACACAAUAGGAAGGACGUUGAUACCGCGGUACUUUCGUAGUAUAUACGAGGGCGGAGUCUCCGAACUUUACUACACGAUGAGGCAGCCCAAGGAAUCCUUCCACAACACAAGCAUCACUCUAGACUGCGACCAUUGUACCAUGGUCACGCACCAUGGGAAACCUAUGUUUACUAAAGUAUGCACAGAAGGGCGUCUGAUCCUGGAGUUCACGUUCGACGACCUGAUGCGCAUCAAGACCUGGCACCUGGCCGUGCGGGCGCACCGCGAGCUGAUCCCGCGCGCCGCCGUGCACCCGCCCGACCACGCCGCGCUCGACGCGCUCGCCAAGAACAUCACGCGCCAGGGCAUCACCAACUCCACGCUUAACUAUCUUAGGUUAUGCGUGAUCCUAGAGCCGAUGCAGGAGCUGAUGUCGCGACACAAGGCGUACGCGCUGUCGCCACGCGACUGCCUCAAGACCACGCUCUUCCAGAAGUGGCAGCGCAUGGUCGCACCUCCUGAGUCUCAGCGUCCAGCCAGCAAGCGACGCAAACGCAAGGGCAGCGGCGGCCCCAACGCCGCGCCGCCCGCGCCCGCCAAGAAACGCUCGCCCGGACCCAACUUCAGCCUUGCAUCACAGGACGUGAUGGUGGUAGGCGAGCCAUCCCUCAUGGGGGGCGAGUUCGGCGACGAAGACGAGCGGCUCAUCACGCGACUGGAGAACACUCAGUACGAGGGAGCUGACGACUGGACCGCGCCGCCGCCCGCCUCGCCCGCCAAGACGCCGCCCAACCACUGACGCCCGGCCGCCCUGUGCUGCAACCCUCAUGUUCAAAAUAACUGAAGUUACACGUACUUUACUUUAGAUAGCAGGUUUUUAAGAACAUCCUCAUGUCGAGAAGCGAAAAUAUAUGAAGACAUGACUGCGAGAAAGAGACGACCUAUCAUGUUCUCGCGUCUCGAGUUCCCGGCGUGAGCCGGAGCCGCCUGUUGUUUUAAAACCUCUUCAAGAGUUAUGCUCUCCUAGUACUUUUUCUGUUGUUGAAAGUUGUUUUUUACUAUAAAUUACAGACUUCAAAUAUUUUAUUUAUCAAGUUUUAUGUAGCUGCUCUUUUAAAAAUUAAAGAUUAAUUUUCAAAAAAUAUAAGUAGCAUAAGUUAAUUUUAAUAACUUUAGCUGCAAAAUGUGUUAUUGAAAUUGUAUGCACUGAAAUUUUAUUUAUUUAUUGAUUGAUAGAUAGAAUAAUUUUCACAUGAUAAAGCUAAAAUUCAGUUAUUUUGAACGUAAGUGCUGAAUUUGGCAGAAAAAAGCAAAAAGUACGCUAAAUCAGUCUAAAGAAGUGUGUGAGUUGACUCAGAAUUGUCAACUUUACUUCGAAUAAACCUAUUUGUAAGCUUGAAGAACAAUUCUAAUUUUUAAAUGUUUAUAGGUACUUUUAAUUUUAUUCAACCAAUCAAAUAGCUCUAUUAAUACUUUGGAUUGAGUAUUGAAAAAUAAAUCAGAUUAAGAAGAAAAAACUAAAGAAUUUCAAAAUUAGAAUUGUCCUUCAGGAUUAGAACAAAUCCUCUCAUAUAAAAAGUGUCUUAAGACCUCUUCUUGUGUUAUGCUCUCCUAGUACUUUUUCUUUAUUUACCACCAAAUAAAUGUAUGACGUAAAAAAAGUUAAUUUGAAUGUUUUUGAAAAAAAUGUUAAAUACUUGUCAUUUUACAAUGUGAGAAAAAUAAUUUGUAUCGUCUUAGAUAUAAAUAAAGUUUAUAAGUAAAAUAAUUAUUGUAUGGGAACGCUAAAUGGGACUCGAAAACGUCUAUGCUUACCCAUUUAGAUUUAGAAGCGUGAUAGAGUGUAUGAAAAAUGUAUUUUACAUUUCAAGUCAUUCAAAUUAACUUUACAAAAAAUUUUAACUUAAAAACGCGUAAAAAGCAACUCUUUUUGAUUCAGUCGGGUGAAACUGUUUCUUUUUUAAUUAUUGUUAUAAUAUUAACUAUUACAAUAGUUGCUGAAAUUAUUAAUCAACCUUGAUUGACGGACAGGCUUCGCAAAAAAAUCUAAGGUAUGUACAUUACCUGCCGAGCCUUUUCCCAACUAUGUUGGGGUCGGCUUCCAGUCUAACCGGAUGCAGCUGAGUACCAGUGCUUUACAAGAAGCAACUGCUUAUCUGAUAGAAGGUUAUCUAAAUGUUCCUUAUACAGAAACUACGAUUUGUCGUGGUCUCGACUCACACUUGACCAAUUAGUAAUAUAAAUAAAUAUUGUACAUAAUAUUUGUCUUUAUUUAUGUGUUUUAUCGUAAAAAUAUACAUUGUUUUAAUGACAUUGAGUUGCAAAAUUUCACUAUAUCGAUAACCGAACCAUUUUUAGUUGUCGAAUCGUCGAUGUGAGCAAUGCGCGGCAAGUAUACGGCUGGUUAUGGUUUGGUUAUCGUUAUAGUUAAAUGGUGCAAUUUAUUUAGCCAAGUUAUUUGAGGAGUGAAAAAAUUACACGCUUUGUCUUCUCAAAAACUUUUUUCAGUGUGUUCUUGUUCCUACAUAUUUGUUUUAUAUAAUUUUUAUUGAUCAACUAAUAUUAUAUUACAUAAUUGUAUUAUUUGAGUAUUUAUAAUAAUUUUGCAGCAUUUUUUAUUUUACUGGAUAACAUUCCAUUGAGAAAUCACUGAUAUAAUUUUGAAAAUAAAACUGUAGAUAUAAUUAAUUGGUAUUAAAAACCUUGUUAUUUUAAACAGUCACACGGCCAUUUCCAAUAUUCUACAAAUCUGUCAAUUUGCUAACUAGAGAUAGAAUUUUGAAAUACAAGUACUUUCACAUUCCUAUCUGUAGUAACCAAACAACAGAUGGAUAGAAUAUUGGAAACCGUUACAACGUCACGGUAUUUACGAAAGUCUUGUAAAAGUACUAGGAGAGCAUACUUUACAAAGAGGUUAUCAUAAAGCAGUAUGUAAAUGUGAAACUGUCGCGGUUAGGGUAUAGAUAGUUCAACUCAGAUUUGCGCGCGGCCCUAUGUGUGCGUCAGCUUGUAAAUAUACAACUUUCAUUCGUGUGACAGUGACGUCGUCCGAGCAUGACGUGUUCUUAUCACUUUUUGUUAUGGGUACAGUCGUUUACGAAAAUGUCUAGUUCUUCACGGAGAAAAUGUUUUAAGGAGUCAGGUAGCGUUUCAAAAAAAUGAAACAACAUUCAAAGCUUUUUAUUAUUACAUUUUACAGUUUAUCAUUAUUUUCUCAUACGGCUUUUCAAAUUGACAUUGACAGUAUCUAAGAAAUAAAUGAAGUGAAAUAUCUAAGAUGAAUUAAAUACUCCUUACAUAUUUUCUAGCUCGGGGUACGCGGACAAUAAAUAAAUGUGUGAACUAAGAAUGUAAAAAGACCUAUAAUUUAGUAUAAUAAUGGAAACAAAAUGUGUGGGGAAUUAAAAAAAUAUAUAUUGCUUCGCAUAAUGUCGACCAAAAUAAGACGGAAAUAAUGAAACUCAUAAAUGAACAUUUAAGUCAAAUUGAUGAAGGGAUGUUGGGUAAUACUUGUCGACAUGUACAAAAGAAAAAAGAAGAAUACUAUAGACAUUUUGACAUGGAGUCAGAAUUUAUAAUUAACAUUGGUGAAAGUAGCGAAUCCGAAAAUUCAUCAUUUGAUUUUUCAAGUAGCGAUACAGAAUCAUUAUAAAUAAAUAAACUAAAUUACGUAAUAACUGUACUUUAAACAGCCGUAUACAACCCCUAAAUAACUGUAUUUGUACCCGACUGUACCUCUUGUCACGCACACAAAGUCACUGUAUAUGUACAAGGGUUACCCACACAUAGGGCCGCGCGCACGACUGAGUUGAACUUACUAUACUAUGUUGGGCACGCGAGCUAGGCUGUCGACGAUUAAACGGGCACACAUGGAUUAUGUCAACAAAAUAUAAAUAAAUCAAUAAAUAUAGGCCUUUACGGAUAAAUUAUCA
This is a messenger RNA of Helicoverpa armigera (cotton bollworm), 4852 nucleotides long. RefSeq names its product LIM domain-binding protein 2 (gene Chi). The record is from RefSeq and is a predicted model, not a curated record. Gene Ontology annotation, cellular component: nucleus; transcription regulator complex. The transcript has 9 exons. Bases 346 to 1719 code for a protein of 457 amino acids. Gene Ontology annotation, molecular function: LIM domain binding. Lineage: Eukaryota; Metazoa; Arthropoda; Insecta; Lepidoptera; Noctuidae. Gene Ontology annotation, biological process: negative regulation of transcription by RNA polymerase II; positive regulation of transcription by RNA polymerase II; nervous system development.